Molecule: messenger RNA, 1600 nt
Organism: Pseudo-nitzschia multistriata
Lineage: Eukaryota; Bacillariophyta; Bacillariophyceae; Bacillariales; Bacillariaceae
Source: the annotation of a GenBank genome assembly
CUCAUUGAAGUUGAAGCAAAACUUCUUCCGUAUGAUGAAGCGCGAUGAAUUCGGAACGUUCUCAUUUUUCCCGAAGCUKCUUYCAUACAAGUACAGGUUUUUGAAGCGCACCAGGUUUUGUUGUUUCCCCGAUUAAAACGAAUUACCAGUAGCGUAAUGGCGUUCAAAACAAGGAGACGGGCGAGGAGGAAGGACAUUCCUAGGAUCGCAUCACAUYGAUGUCUCAUAAUGAAGAUUCUCUCGUUGUURAAGAAUAUUUGCUAUUCACCAUAAAUUCAAAUCGCCGUUGAAAGUAAGAAUCCUGACAACAACAACAGCAAACUGAAAAAAAGAUGAAUCGCUUCAGCGUUGCUUCGACCAUUCAUCGAGCCGUGUUUGUGAAUAAUAGAGGAACGAAACUCAUUAGGCAACGCYACUACGAUGAUGCUGUGAAAUCAUUYACAAUUGUUUUAAAUAUCCUCAGACCUUUAGCUGUUUUUGUCGAGGACGGAAACAGCAAGAACAAUGAUACAGUGACGGAGAGCGACGACGAUGCUURUCAAGAUUGUAUGGAUCAACGGAACGAACUAGACACGAGGCGUUCCGGACCCCAAACACCAGCAUCAGAAGCAUCGAYGCGGCAUCAUUCGUCUCAUCCAUCGUCGGAAGCAUGCUGGAUCGGUGGCCGGUCGACGAGGCGCUAUUCCUUCUCUUCGUCUUCCUCGGCACCAUCACAGCCGAAUGCACAGAGGCCACACUCGGCCRCUGCUYCCACCAAACAUCUGUCCUCGCCAGCCUCCUCGUCCCCCGUCGCUCCCCGAAAACCACCGUUGUUUGUGUUUCGAGACCCGGUGGAAAUUCCGCCSGAAAGCGUGCCCUCCGAGGUAUCGGAAACGGACGCGGAGGAGACGUCKUCCGAGYUGCUCUCGAAGUUCCUCAUGAUUGUCAUGUACAAUCUCGCCCUGGCGCUGCACCUGCACGCCCUGUCGAUCGACCGUUGCSAUGGCAGCAUCAGAGGCGACGAGAACGCGCRYGGGGCCCGCAGCGAACGAAACAGGCAGCGCAGGGGAUUGUUUGGCCGGGCGCGAAAGCUUUACGAGCUGGCCUUCGAGAUGAACCUCGACGAGUCCUGCGACGUGAGCCUUUUGUUCACGCUCGCCCUGAUCAACAACCUCGGCUCGGUGUACGAAAUCCUGGGCGAGACCCAGCGCUCCGAGACGUGCUUCCAGAACAUGUUCAGCACGAUGAUGUACCUCACGGAUUCGAACGAGUCCCAGAGAAACAGWAUCAAGGAAUGGGACGGGCUUUUGUCGAACGCACUGAACGUUCUCUUCAAGAAGGAAUGCGAGAUUGCCGCGCCGGCGGCGUGACAACGGCACGCGAUGCMCAUCGACGAACCACAAUUUUGAACCUCGGUGAUUGAAUCAAUMGAGAAUGAUCAAACCCAAAAAAUAAUAGAACGGGCGAAGAUAGCGCCUGCGAAUGGUUGCAAACCGACGAACGGCUACCCGUACGAGGCUAAUACAAAUGAAGAUAACGCAUGCGUGUACCGUACAUCCGCAUUAAUUUUAAUUUCAAAUUCKAAUACCAAUACUAAUACUAAUCAAUUUUAAAAGUUUAG